Messenger RNA from Carassius carassius (crucian carp), 1868 nucleotides. RefSeq names its product butyrophilin-like protein 2. NCBI's taxonomy places the organism in Eukaryota, Metazoa, Chordata, Actinopteri, Cypriniformes, Cyprinidae. Bases 822 to 1868 code for a protein of 348 amino acids. The transcript is spliced from 7 exons. The record is from RefSeq and is a predicted model, not a curated record.
GUUAGCUAGCAGCUGGCUUAGCUUAUAUUUCGUAGCAAAAUUUAGGUAAGGACGCGAGGAAAAAACGUUCUUAGGUGUACAAAGUGUUAAGUAUAUUGAUGAGCACACGUAUUUGUAGCCGUAUAUAUAACAGAUAUGUAGCAAAGUGAAAAUAAUCUUCUGUGAAACUCACCUCUCGCUUCUCGUGACGUGUACACAAGCUAAAGUUUGGAAAGCGGUUGCUUAGCAACAAAGAGCGUGCGAUCGAUGUGUUGAGUAUACGUCAUAGACUAUAAAGUAUCUAUGCGCGCGACAUCUAGAUAUAUUUUAGAUUUUCCUUUUUUUUCUUACAAACAAACGUGCCAGAGUAAUUUAAAAUGUAUAAUUAUCACCAAAAAAAUUUUAUUUUAUGUAGCAUAACUAGUUUCUAAGGUGACUGUUGUGAAGUAUUCAGUAAAAACUAAGGUCAGCUCCAAUCUAAAGACGCUUUUUAUGCAUUUUAUUUAUAUUAUGCAGUUUAAUGCAUAGUUAACUAAAUCUAAAAAUGUAUUAUCAUAUUUAUUGGUUUGUGUGUCAACGGGAUGUAAGUAAAAAUUAUAAUAAAAAAUAAACAACAUUAAUUAAUUAACAUUGGAUAUUCAAUCUAAUGAUAAUUUAUAGAAAUCUUAGGUGACUGAAGGUUGAGCAGUGUUCAAGGAAAUGAAUCCCACUUGUUCAGUUCUUACUGAAACUUAGAGAAAUCUCACCUAACCAGAUGACGACGUGUUCGGGGAAAAACAUUUGUCGCUGCGACAAGGAAGUGGAUUUUCCAUCGGUGUCUCAGAUGUGCAGAAAUAUUGAAAAUGGCUGAAACUAAAGAAGUGUCAAAAACUAGUCAAGGGUUGUCUGUUGUCUGCCAGUCUGACAUUAUAUUUUCCCAUCCUGGAGAUGAUGUCGUUCUGUCGUGUCAUCUUAAUCCGGCUGUCAGUGCUGCUUCAAUGGAGAUUCAGUGGUGGCAUAAGCAGGAUCCAGUUUUCCUUUAUAAGAAUAGACAGGUGACAGUGAACAUAGACUUUGAGGGUCGAGUGAGUCUCCCACUGCAAAAUCUACAAAAUGGAAAUUUGUCUUUGACUCUAAGAGACAUCAGGAGUUCACAGAAGGGUCUCUAUAUUUGUGAAGUCACCCAUGAAAGUCAGUCAAUACAAGAUACUGUUUUUCUCCAUAUCAGCUAUGAAGACUUUAGACUUGUCACUCCUGUUGGAACUGUAUCUGCUGACCCUGGAUCAGACGUCAUCUUACCUGUUCAUCUCUCUCCUGAAACCAGUGCUGUGUCUCUAGACAUUAGAUGGUUCAGAGGGACAGAGCUCAUUUAUCAUUACAUGAACAGAAAAGAGAAAACAAACUAUGAGAACCGAGUGAGUCUGUCCAUCCAGAAGCUAGAGACAGGAAAUCUUGCUCUGACUUUGAGAAACUUUCAGCCAGCAGAUUCGGGAGACUAUACAUGCAAAGUCUUUCAUGAUGGAUGUCUGCAGACAGGAAUAGUUCAUCUGCAAGUUAGAGAGAUUCAGAUGAGUGCUGAUGCUAGAUUGGUACAUCUCCACAAUGUGCUAAGAAAAGUACAGAAAGAUAUUCUGCAACACAAAGGACAAGUAUUACAGGAAACAUUAAAUUUGCUUCAAGAAACACUUUAUCAAUAUGAAAUGAGAAAUAAAGCCUUUGGCCCUACUCUUAGACAUUCAAACAGUAUGGAAGGAAUUCCUCCCUUCAUGAAAGAGGAGGACAUGCACCACAGACACAAAAUCGUGAAGAGAUAUGUGUUAAAGCGAAAUAUCUUUAGGAAACGUUCUUUAAGUUUACCAAUCAGUAAGUGUCACAAGUUGGUAUAUAAGAUGUAUGCAGUUGCUGUUUAA